Messenger RNA from Corvus hawaiiensis (hawaiian crow), 872 nucleotides. RefSeq lists its product as uncharacterized. The coding region runs from base 22 to 759 and encodes 245 amino acids. Gene Ontology annotation, molecular function: DNA binding. The transcript is spliced from 7 exons. The record is from RefSeq and is a predicted model, not a curated record. Lineage: Eukaryota; Metazoa; Chordata; Aves; Passeriformes; Corvidae.
CUCCUUACCGUUCCUUACCUGAUGGAAAUGAUGGAAGAGACCCUCACUCACCUCACAGAUGCAGGGAGCAGUGAAGUGUCUUUGAUGAAACUUCCUGUUGGAAUGCCUCACAUCAAUGCAGCUGCAGCUCUGCAGAUUUCCAUGCUGCUCUUUGCUCUUCCUGCACAGUAUUUCAUAUCUCAGUGGUAUGGAACGGACUCUGCCGAGCGCAUCCAAAUAACAGAAAGGAUAAUUGCCUCUUGGAGCAUCUCAACAAGAUCCUACUUGAGUUGGGAUGCGUGGUCAGAUCGUUUAAAGCUGUGGCUCUCAAAGACAAGGAAUUGGUACUAUGGAGAAAACAAAACUAGAAGUGGUGACAAUGAAGCAAAACCCCAUUCUUAUUUUACAGAAUCAACUCAUGUUCACAGCCCAAAGCCUGAAUAUAUUAAGUUCCGUGUGGGCCAGGUAAUAAUUCACAGAAGAUUUGGCUAUUCAAGAGUCAUUGUUGGAUGGGAUGUAAAAGCUAACAUGCCAGAAGAACGACUACAACCCAGAUAUCCUCCAGUGAAACAGGAUCUAAAAGAUACCCCUCACUAUCGAAUUCUAAUUAACAAAGCAAAUGGAUUUGGCAAAUCUACAGCUUAUGUUCCUGAGGAAGAGAUAACAAUUAUUAUGGGAUUAGAGGUGUAUCACCCUGAUAUGGAAACCUACUUCAGUGGAUAUGAUGGCUCAAAAUACAUUAUGCAGCCAUGGUUGAAAAAACUCUACCCUCAUGACUGAGUACUUCAGUGUCUGUUCAUACAACAGAUGUCCUUUUUAAACCUGAGCAAACAGACACCAAGAUAAAAUGUGUAUUUUUUUUCCUUUGAUGAAAUAAAACAUUCCUAAACAGU